AGAGAACUGAGGGAUUGUUACAAGGUUUAAAGAUUUCUAGAUUUAUCAAAACUGUAAUAAGAUGGCGAAAGAUAGAGAAGCCAUCGUUGACAUCGAGAGCAACCAAAGCGAAUGCCAAGAGGACCUGGGAAACGAGCAGGUGACAGAUGACAAAAGUGUCAAGAACAUGCUUAGAUCACUAGGUUUAACCUUGAGUUUCAACGGGUUGGAUGAUGCUGAAAACAGCAGCGACAUAGAAUCGUUAGUUAACAAUAAACUCGAAGGCGAAAAGAGGGAAAAUAUGCCACUUAUAGGGAAGACACACUCAAAAGAAAAACAAAAGGUUAAAAACUCAAAAAGGGCUUCUAAACCGCCCCGGCCCCGUAAAGGUCCAUCUUUGAGUACAAGCGAUUUGCGAUUGGUUAAAGAGAUUUCCGAGAUGGUUAUGAAGAAACGUGCAAGGAUUGAACGGCUAAAAUCUUUGAAGAAAGCGAGAUCAGCUCGACUACAAACAGCACCUCCACCGUCAUCAUCAGCAUCAUCAUACAUGAGUAUUUUUGCUAUGAUGAUCACUGUUCUCUUUCUCAUUGUGAUAAUCCUCCAAGGUUUUGGUUUUGGUUCGGGUACAAGAACUGGUCUAGGCUCAGGCCAGUUUGACUCCAAGAUCCCCAAGUAGAACAAAUAUUUGGCUAUGAGCCUAGGAACAUUGUUUUAUUUUAUUUAUUUUUUUGAACGGUUAACACACAUUCUUUAAUCAUACUCCUAAAUGUACACAGUUGUCCAUCAUGGGACUAGAUCCCUCAACCUCACAGGCAGGGACACCUUCCAACACCUUGAUACCGUUAGGCUACAAGCCCUUUGGUACCAUGGUUAAUGACCCGUCAAACAUCUGACUCGACAGAAGAUAGUCUUUAUUUGCUAUCUGUUAGUAGGAUUAGUGUUGGAGGAAUUGAGCUUUGUACUUUGUAGGAUUAUAUUCAUUGUUCACUAAUCGAGACAGUUAUGAUAUCAUUUUUAUUAAAUUU
Molecule: messenger RNA, 1004 nt
Organism: Helianthus annuus (common sunflower)
Lineage: Eukaryota; Viridiplantae; Streptophyta; Magnoliopsida; Asterales; Asteraceae
Exons: 2
Coding region: 62-655 (197 amino acids)
Source: RefSeq, a predicted model, not a curated record